AUGGAUCCAGCAGCCAUGCCACCCCUGUGCCCAGAUGUUCAGCUCUUGUGUCUUCGUCAAGGAGAUCGUCUGAUCGAGUACUAUGUAAGACUUUCUGGAGCUGGCACUCGUAUGGAUGAAUUGUGUUUAGCAAUCUUUUUCCGCGGGGGGUUAUCUAAACCCAUCCGGUCGUUGAUGCCUGACCAUGAUCCUCACGGGACGGUACACCAGCAUAUUGACCUGGCCCUUUUGCUGAGUGGUUCAACUUUUACUGUGGGCUUGGCGGACGAAGAACCCCGUGAACCCGCAGUACCCCCUGAGCCUAAAUUCCUUCAUGUUGGUCCUGCUGAGACUGACCUGCCGGAACUUAUUCCUGCUGAGCCCUCAUUUCACGUCAGCCACGUCCAGCCAGAGCUUCACGUCAGCCACAUCCAGCCAGAGUUUCACAUAAGCACCUGCUUCAUUACUUACCCCUGGCUUUCCGAAGAGGAGACAGACAGUUUUAGCCUAGAAAAUUUUAAUUCAAUAAAAUACUUUUAUACUUUGUCUGGUUCCGUGGUGUCUCUGGGUAACUCCUCGAGGUGGUACGCUCACAGGGGUGGUCUGGAAAGAUUCCUGGAGCAACAACCGGCCAUCUGCCCAACCCUGCUCUCAAGUGAAGUCAGGAAGACCGAGAAAGAUCUGUGCACACUGACUGAGUCAGACGUGACAACAACUGAAGAAGUAGUCAGCGCUCUGAAGCCUAUGAAAGAGGCUACACAGUACAUGUCCAAGGAGAAGACCCCCACACUGUCAGUCGUUGCACCCCUCCAGGACACACUGAUCAACGGACUGAAACCGAUCGAAGGUGAAUCUGCAGUCAUAAAAGAGAUGAAGGCUGCCAUGGCUGGGGAUCUUCAGAAGAGGUACAUUGAUUUCAAGGCAACACUCCGUUCAUGUUCAGCGAUGGAUCCAAGAUUCAAAAGUCUUCCCUUCCUGACUGAAGAUGAAAGACAGGAAGUUUAUGAUGGACUGAUUGUAGAGGCUGCAAGACUGAGCAUGCAGCCAUCAGAGUCACUUUGGAGUGUGGAUGAAGAGGGCACAGCAAAUGCUCAUGCUGAUGAUGAGGGGAUGGCAUCUAAAGAAGAUGAAGACGCUGUGGAUGAAGGAGAGCAAUUCAUGGAAGGAGUGAGCAGUCAAGGUCAGUAUCCUCCACCCAGGAAUCCAAGGCUGUCUUAUCCACUGGCUGCCCUUCUUGGUGAACGAUACGGUGGUGGUGCAGCACGAACCAAGAAAAAUACCCAAGAGGACGAGGCCAAGGAGCAGAUGACCUGCUACAAGGAGGCAGAUCUCCUGGAAGUUAAAGAAGAUCCACUGUUCUGGUGGAAGAAGCACCAAUAUCAGUAUCCACUCUUGUCACAACUUGCUAAAAGUUACCUCUGUAUACCUGUGUUUCCUCUGAGAGGGUCUUUUCCACAGCCGGAGAUAUCAUCACUGCUCAGAGAAGUGGACUUCUCCCAGAGCAUGUGGAUCAAAUUAUUUUCCUGA
Pimephales promelas (fathead minnow) is the source of this 1506-nucleotide messenger RNA. RefSeq lists its product as uncharacterized. Lineage: Eukaryota; Metazoa; Chordata; Actinopteri; Cypriniformes; Leuciscidae. The record is from RefSeq and is a predicted model, not a curated record.